UGUUAAUUAACUGUUAUUUUCAGUGUGUCUGAGAGCACCGUCGUCCCAACCGCCGGAAGUCUGCAUGAAGCUGCGUCUCCCACAGAGGCAACGGCGUCGACGUUUUUUUUUCUGUCUUCGUUUUUUUUUUUUUUUUUUUUUAUUCGAGACUUUUUUUCUCUUUUUUUAUUUUCUCUCAGCGAGAUGAGCAGGGAGUGAGGAAUGGAGGCGUAGGGAGCAAGGAUGUUUGUGUUUACUAAGCGGCCAGCUAGUUAAGCAUAUGAAUAUACAGGCCUCCUUGUAGCUAGAGCAAGCCAGCGAACAAAAGGAGAAAAUUAAUGGAGAAAUAAUGGACGAUUCCCAUUUCAACUCAUCAUACUUUUGGUCUCCCGUCCCCACUGUACAAGGACAGAUCGAGAACGCCAUGUUCCUGAACAAGGCAAAGGAGCAGCUAGGUCCAGAGAAGGCCAAUGCGCCCUCCUUCCCUCACUCCUCUGCGUCUUCCACCUCCUCCCCCCACUACCCCACGGCUGUGCUCGCCAUCCCCGGCUCAGUGGAUGGAGGGGCUGGGGUACGAGUGGUCCCCAAGCAGGAAGGAGGUGGGGGCACUACAGGAGGCGGCAGUGGCAGUGCAUCUUUAAGUGCAGUUGGGGGACAUCUACACCAGUCGCACACCUCCCAGAACGUCACCGUUGUGCCUGUUCCCUCCACGGGUAUCAUGACUGCAGCGGGAUUAGUGAUCACCACCCCUCAAGGCACACUGGUCCCCACUGCCUCCACACAGUCCUUUGUAGCUGGACCCCCCACUGCCACCACCAUGAUAGUGUCUGCAGUGCAUCCCUCAAAUACAGACAAGAAGGAUGACAUUGCUGUCCCUCCUGCAGUUGUAAUGCCGGCGCCAUCAAAGCGAGGCAGGAAGAGUAAGCAGGUGAUGGGCCGAGUGGCUGGAGUAGGCGGGGUUCUCCCUCCAGGAAGUGAUGCAUUAAUACUGGCGCACCUAGCAGCUGGUGGACAGCACCACACUGCUGAUCCAUAUGACCUGUCAAAUGAUGAGGAUGACCAUACUAGCAAGGAUGGCCCCAAAUCCUACAGGUGUCGGAUGUGUGCGGUGACGUUCUUCAGCAAGUCAGACAUGCAGAUCCAUGCCAAGUCCCACACUGAGGCCAAGCCCCAUAAGUGCCCCCACUGUUCCAAGUCGUUUGCCAACUCCAGCUACCUGUCCCAGCACAUCCGCAUCCACAGCGGGGCCAAACCCUACACCUGUACCUACUGCCAGAAAACAUUCAGGCAGCUCAGUCACCUACAGCAGCACACACGAAACCACACUGAGGCCAAGCCCCACAAGUGUCCCCACUGCUCCAAGUCGUUUGCCAACUCCAGCUACCUGUCCCAGCACAUCCGCAUCCACACUGGGGCCAAGCCCUACAGCUGCUCCUACUGCCAGAAAACAUUCAGGCAGCUCAGUCACCUACAGCAGCACACACGGAUUCACACCGGUGACCGACCGUACAAGUGCAACCAUCCUGGCUGUGAAAAAGCUUUCACUCAGUUGUCCAACUUACAGUCUCACCGUCGGCAGCACAACAAAGACAAGCCGUUCAAGUGCCACAACUGUAACCGUGGUUACACAGACGCUGCCAGCCUGGAGGUGCACCUGUCCACACACACUGUCAAACAUGCCAAGCUGUUCUCCUGUGGCCUCUGUAACCGAUCCUAUACCUCGGAGACGUAUCUAAUGAAACACAUGAGGAAGCACAACCCUGACCCGCUAACAGUGGCAGCAACAGUAGCUGCUCAGCAGGCUCAGGGCCUUACACCAGGCGGAGGGGGCAGGGGCCGAGGCCGUGGCCGAGGGAGAGGAGGUGCUGGUGGAGGAGGUGCGGGUAGAGCGGGCCAGCUCCAAAGCCAGAACAACCCAAAUAACACCAACCAGAACCCUAACCCGGGACCCCCAGGCAGCUACCAACCACCCCAGCAACCCACAGAAGCUGUGGUUCCAUGCCCGUUUGACCUACAUCAGUACAAGACAGUGGCAGCCAGUGAGAUCCAGUACAAACCAGUUUCUGUGGCGGACCUACCUGUGGUCCACAAAGACCUUUGCCUCACAGUCUCCACAUCAGCCAUACAGGUGGAGCACAUGAACUCAUAGGCUGCGUCUUCCCACUCUGUUCGAGGAAUUACUUAUUGUGUCUGCAGUGUAAAAAGGUCCACAUGAACAAGCAGUUUAACUCUAUUCAAUAUUACAGUCUUCUUAAAACAAGAAAAAAGGCUAAUACCCAAUAAACCAGAUGCAAAUCAUCUGGUUUAUUGAUACUUUACUGAAUUUGCAAAAAUGUAGCAAGACACCAGUGGGAUCAGUUUAGAUUCACUUUCCUGUGGCUUUGAGUGACAUUAUUUUGAAAGGAGUUGUUCAGAAAUACAGAUUUCAUUCACUCACUGCCAUUUUUUUCUUCAUUUUAAGAAGCUUUAAUACUGAGUGCAACGUUAAAUGACUUGUUUGAACAUAGAUAUUUUGCAGUGUGCUACUCGAUUCCUGAGCCCACUUGUUCCAAGUGUCUCUCAGUAGAAAUGCUGGUAUAGGACACUGAUAUAACUUGUUUACUCCUGAGUCCUUCAGUUUGUGAGGACUUAACCAAAACUUAAUCUAUAUUAUUAUGAAUGAGAGGUUGAUUAAAUGAAUCUUUACUCUUAUUUCACCUUUAAUCAACUGUGAGUCAGAGCACAGGUCAUCAACUUACUUGCUUCAUAAAACAUUUUUAAUACCUGAUCCUAAACCAGCAGAUCUGCUCUGAGAAUCUUGAUAAAAGAGGCCCCCUGAUGUCCUUCUCUUUUUUUAUUGCAUUGUUUGCAAGAGGCAUCAUCGGAGUAUCAAAGUGUAAAAUAUCUGUAACAUAAAAAAUCACACUAUUCUCUGCAUAUUUAUGGUCCAAAGAAUGGUGCGAUUUUUAAAAAAAAAAAUUCUGAUCACAUUAAACUGAACAUUCUCCACUAUUUAGUUCAAGCCAAAACAAGGGAGAGAGAGAAGACAAGGAAUCAAUCAUGAAAAACUGUUAAGAUUCAUAAUAGCAACUGAAACAGCAAGGCAGUGCUACUGAUCUGAAAACUGAGGACGGACUGAGUAAAUAAGUUUGACUGGAUUGGCACUGUAAAGGUGCUGUGGACAACUAGGAUCAGGAAAUCAAAAUUGGAGCCUGAGAAAAGACUGCAAGCAGCCGGAAGAAAAGGAUGUGGUGUUUUGUGGAAUCAGGCUAAAGCCUGGGCCUGAAACUCAGCGCUGAUUUCACAAAUCAUGAAGUCCCUAUUCACACCCACCUCCCCUCAGACGGCGAGGAGUCGAGGAUCCAUUUCUUCGUCGGAGCCCAAAGUUUUGAACAAAAAAGAUGGAACAGUUCAAGAAUGCACUAAAUGUGAGGAAUCUGCAGCAGAACAAGACGUAAACACGAGAGAGAGAAGGGGUCGGUGGGGUGGGAGGGGUCAUAAAGAAAGCACUUGAUGAAGCUUGUACUUCACGCCUAUGUUUGUCAUCGUUGUACUUUUUUUAAUAUAUCAUGUAUGUAUUUUUCUACCAACAGAGGAACGUGUGAACAAACUCAGAGAGAGAACAGAGUGAGUGCAUGAAUGUGAAGGGAACAGAAAGAAAAGUCCUAACAGAGCGUUUUAGUCCCACUUUUUUCUUAGUAUUCAAAGGAAGACAGUUUACUAUCCUCCAGUGAGUAAAGGCAGCCCAACUCGUCACUGUCAGGGUGGUUGUUGGGGAAAUAAUGAUUGUGUGAUAAAAAUGGCUGACAGGUACUGUUAUCAAUCUUUUUUUAAAGAACUUUUCAUACAUAUUAUUACUACUUUCAUUAUAACUGUAUUGCAAAUGUUAUUCACAUUAUUAUCAAACUGAGGCAUUAUUGUAUUUCAGUAUGCUGUACAUAAAAUAGAUAGAAAAGACUUUUUCAUCUGUAAAAGGGAAGUAUGUCCUGUGUAAAGCAUAUAUGGAAACUAAAGGAACUCAAAUUAACCAGUACCAAAUCAUUGGCUGUGUCCCAGGUCACCUUUAGUGUUGAUGGACCCUAACAGUCACGUUCAACUAAGUCUGCAAAGAAGGGUCAAUUCCAGGCCUGAAAAUUUAGGGAAUUUCCUAAAUAUUUGUUAAAUUAUUGAAAAAUAUUUUUUCAUUUUUCUGUAAUUGUAGUUAAUUUCCUGCACUUUCAACCACACCCACUCAUUGGUCUUGGUGAUACUCCAAAUUAUGAUUGUUCAGCUGAGUAUGUUUUAUUUUUUAGAAUCAUUUACAGGAAUUGUUAUUAGACAAGAAUAUUGUGACACUGUGCAAAAGUGAAUGACUGUGAUCUGAAAACCUUUAAAUCUUUACCAUUGUUAACCCAUGAGAAUUCCUCCAUGAGCACUUUUACAGAUGAUCUGAGCACAUCUUAACAAUGAAAUAAUAUUAAACAAGGCUAUGAUAUUGUUGACCUGGGACACUGCUGCCAUGUUUUUGUGCACAAGCUAUCUCUACCCAAUCAAAAUGUUCGAGCAGCCUAUACAUCAGGCUGAUUGUCUCCAUGUAUACUCCUCCUUGUAUUUCAUUGUGUCUUUUUAUGAAAAAUAACCCAUUCUCAAUAUUCUUGUUAAUGUUAUUACUGAUGCUCCUGAUAAUAAUACAGUUAUUAACUGCCCUCUUAUGCUACACUCUUGCAUACUGUAUGCACAGUUACACCUCUUGCUCAUCUGAACAGACUGUUUCUUCCCUUAAGGAGAAUAAAGUUCAAAAACAGUUUAUGAUGAAAAAAC
Lates calcarifer (barramundi perch) is the source of this 4758-nucleotide messenger RNA. It is a transcript of the gene znf384a, whose product is annotated as zinc finger protein 384 a. The record is from RefSeq and is a predicted model, not a curated record. Gene Ontology annotation, biological process: regulation of transcription by RNA polymerase II. Lineage: Eukaryota; Metazoa; Chordata; Actinopteri; Centropomidae. Gene Ontology annotation, cellular component: nucleus. Gene Ontology annotation, molecular function: RNA polymerase II cis-regulatory region sequence-specific DNA binding; DNA-binding transcription factor activity, RNA polymerase II-specific. The transcript has 11 exons. Bases 329 to 2128 code for a protein of 599 amino acids.